AUGCUCUUCCUUGCUGUGUUACUGUUCACCACUGUCCCUUUGGUGUCUUCCCAGUUCCUCAACCCGUCUCAGAGUAGGGAGCUUUGGAGAAUCGGGCAGACACGGAAGGUUCAAUACAACACCAAACUCGAGAAAUACACCAUUGCCCUUUGGCAACAGGCCAUUGCAGGAGGUUCUGCGACUCUGGGACCGAUAAUUGUUGAGACCACAACAGGUCCAAAGAGAGAGUUUGAAUGGAGGGUUGACCUCGAGGAACUCGAGUUGGGCGCCUCAAAUGUCUUCUUCUUUUGGCUCUUCGAGGGAGACAAAUCCGUCCAAGGACAAGUGAAGAAGGGACAGGCCUUUUCUUCAGCCUUCUUCAACAUCACCGAUGAGCCCGAACCGAGCAGCUCUUCCUCCGUCAAGUCUUCGACAACCCGAUCAUCAACCUCGUUCGCGUCCUCUUCCGAGCUAUCUUCCACAUCGUUAGUCUCGACGACGACAGAAGCCGAGUUGACCACGACUACUCCAGAAGCGCCUGCAACAACACAGGCGCGUGUCUUGCCAACCGCACAAGAGCCAGGGCCGACAGACAAGACGAAAGCAGGUGACGCGUCAGCGAGCAACGUCCCAGAAGUCACUGUUGCAGACCCAAACAGUCUUUCUGUUGGGGCUCAAGCGGGCAUAGGUGUCGGAGUAGGGCUCGUCGGCGUGACGUGCGUUGUGUGUGUUAUGUUGUGGUACAGGUAUCUCAAAAAGAAGCAGCAGACGAUUUCCGAACUCCAUGGUAGCACGACCUUCCCACAACUGCCUGGAUACUCCAGAAGUCACGGUGUUGGGGGUGAGGAUCCAAAAUCUCCCGUAGAUAAGCCAGGUUAUUAUGUGAACAAGAGGCCUGUGGAGAUCGACUAA
Colletotrichum gloeosporioides is the source of this 891-nucleotide messenger RNA. RefSeq lists its product as uncharacterized. Lineage: Eukaryota; Fungi; Ascomycota; Sordariomycetes; Glomerellales; Glomerellaceae. The record is from RefSeq and is a predicted model, not a curated record. Bases 1 to 891 code for a protein of 296 amino acids. The transcript has 2 exons.